AAACACAUAAAUUAUUUUAUUUUGAAUACACAAGGUAUAAAACAAUUUUUAAAAUAUUUUAUCAAAUAGCUUAUUCAUUUGUAUACUUCACUCUGACUGGAAUAUACAUUUGCGGGCCUUUUUGGACACUUAUGAAUUAUGUUGACCUUGGUUUAAGAAAAAUAACAUUGAAUAAUAGCAAUUCAGACUUUAGUAGACAUAAUACGUCGAUUGGCUUGAAUUAUAUAUGGAAAACAAUUGAAUAUUUUAUUUGACAGUCCUGUUGUGGAAUUAAUGAUAUGCCUCAGGUUGGGCUAGGAGUAUAACUACUAAACAACUGCAAUUGGCCUUUGGCUAAACAGUAAACAAUGUAUAUGUCUGUGAGAAAGCAGAAAACUAAUCAAACAAAUUUAUGUGCGUUCUCAGAGCAUCGUGUUAGGUGCAAAACGCACAGGGGUAUGCAAAGGACUCUAACUGAAAGCACUUAAGCCCAUAAAAUAUUCAAGCCGUGAACAUGUGGAAAAAAUUACGAAAGCAACCAAGCAAAGAACACAAAAUGCAGGCACGCAAAAAAAAAAACGCAGUAUAAAAGAAUGGAAUGGAUGAGUGGACAUAACAGACAUUACAGAGACGAACAAGGAUAUGGAGCCUGAGGCCCGAAGUCAGCCACGCAAUUUGCCAUUUCGGGCAGUAUGGAAAGGUCUCGGGACCCCGGUGAAAGGCAGCCAGCCACUGAUUGAAUAGCGAGUAAAGGGCAAGAAGUUAGCCGGGCAAUGGAGGGAAUGAUGAGCUCCAUAAAUGUCGUACGGCAAGCGGAAGCGGAAGAAACUGGCGCCGCUACUGGGACUGGCAGCAUUGUGCAGCGGAAGUGGUAAAAGCAAAGGGCCCAGUGUCCCAAGCCUGCUCCCAUUUGUACGUAAGCACAGUGCCAUCGACAUCCUUGUCAUUUCUGAUUUUUCUCGAUACACGCACACUAACACACGGACACAUAGAAUCACAUACAGAUGCUUUCCCAAACCAGAAAUGAAUACUAUUGAGUUGUACAAUUAAAUUUUGUAGAGAUCAAAGUUGCAAAUGUCUUUUAAAAAAGAACAGAUUGCGAAAAACCUUAUGCAUACUUUUUUAUAACCUCAUGAAGCAGUUAAGGAAUAAGAUGGCAACGCGUUCUUGCGGUAUUAUUAAAAGCGCGAUGAGGAUAUUAAACAUGUCCUUAAGCAUAAAAUGUCAAUAAACGCAACGGGCCGAAGCUAAGCAGUUUACAUUGGCUGCACGUCGGCGACAAGGCGCCAGCUCCACACACUCGAGAUGUGCAUCUUUUGCAUCGUUUUUUAUACCAUAUACCCAUUGUAAAUUGCUCGAAUGGGUAGCAUGUUCCUGUCCAUAUGUAUGUACGCGACUCAGACACUAACAAUAAGAGUUAGAUGCAUGAAAUUCAUAAGUUCCAGUUUAUUUUUAAUGAUUGAUAAUUUCUUUGGAUAAUUUUGAGCACAUGUUCAAAAACACUAGAUAUGAAGGUCCGAAUGUAUUUGCCGGCAGCUGGGCAUUGGCCACAGGGAAUCUGCUUAUCGAGCAAUGCCGACUAGUCCACGCUUUUUUGUACUUUUCCAAUUUUUUGUUGUUCUCCUUGGGUAUGCUUGAAUUACGUUACUUGUGCCACUCGCUUAGUGUAAGAAACUGAAGUGCAGUUCAGGCAAGACUCUGCACAUGAAAAUGUCACAUGGAUGGCACUAGCAGAUGGCAGAAAAAAAAUUGAGUUAGUGAUAACAUGGCUCCUUGAGUCUUAUAGCUCUUAAAGUAUCACAAAUAUGCAGAUUUGAUGGGGUAAGUGGGCUAAAAUAUUCCUAAAAUGGCUCACAUAGAUAUAUGUAUAGACAUACUCAUCUUGGGAAGAAGAAAUCAGACUCAUUGUUAUCAUGUGAGAUGGUGUUGGUAGCCCAAACAAUUGAGUAUAGACCUUAUCAGCCGACAUACAUACUCAUAAAUGCUUUUACGCGUAUUCAUUUAACUCUACGAAUUUGGAAAUCCAUUUUAUCAAUUGUUUUUGGCUCUUAUCAAUGGCGACGAAAAAAAAAAAAAACAAAAUUGUAUGUUACAAGUUACGAGUAAUUAGUUCUUGAGACUGCUUCUUCGUGUGGGACGCAGUGAAUAUUCACAACUCAACGCUCAGUUCUAUUGGCAAUACCGAAUGAAAUAGUGGCAGCGGUAUGAGAGUUUCCAGCCGGUGGUUACACGCCAUCGUUUUGGCUGUCCCUCUAUGGCAAACGUGCGGACUUGCAAUGAACCAAAUUUGCAGCUACUGGCCCGGUAGUGGCUACAUAGGUGAUCCGAGCGACUGCCACAGCUGGGGAUACUGCAAAAAUAAUAAGCUAUCGGCUCGAGGAGAAUGCCCCAAUGGCUUGUUUUACGAUGCCCAAUCAGGCACAUGCCAGCAGGCGCAUCUGGUGCGUUGUGCACCUCAGUAUUGGGAACUUUGCGCCCAGAGACGGAGAGGAGAGUAUGUUUCUGACCCGUUGGAUUGCAGUAAAUACAAACGAUGUGAUGACGAGGGUGGCAAAAUUGAAGAGAAUUAUUGCGCCGGCGGGUAUGUGUUUAGCAACAGGCUGCAGAAAUGUGUUUUAAGUGCAAACGGAUGUGCAGAGGAGACUCUUUCCAUAUGCGGCUAUAUGCAGAAUGGUACGACCCUGGGCGACCCCUUGAACUGUGGCCUUUACUUGGAGUGUCAAAGUGGAACAGGCAUUCGGCGAGCCUGUACAGCUGCUCGUUACUACAACUACAACAGCGGGCGCUGCCAGACAACACGUCCAAAACAUUGUCCCAGCAACGAGAAUAGCUAUAAGCCUGCCAAUUAUCCGCCUCCUGCUAUGGAUGUCUCCGUUUGUACUGACUUCUAUCAGGAUGACUAUUCAGGAAUUCAACUUAUUACAGAUGCCCAGACUUGCCAUGGUUAUUACACGUGCGGCUCCAAAUAUGUCCUCGGAAUUUGGCACAGCUGUCCACACGGGACUCACUUCCAAUGGUGGAGUCAAAAGUGUGUUACCCCCGAGUCCUACAGCUGUCCGUACGAUCGGUGUGGUAAUCUCAAUUCGUCCCUAGUCGCUAGUAUAAACUCAGGUUGCUCCGAAUAUAUAUACUGUCAAGAUCAGACAUCUCAGCAAAUGGGUAAAUGCCCGGAAGAUUUACCAUACUUUGACGAAAAGAGAGGCGCUUGCAUUAGGGAGUUUCCAAACUAUACUGUAUGCUUUAUGGAUGGUUGAUAUUCGAUGGAUAGCUUAAUUAAAUUUAGGUUAGAUUUAUGAGUACCUACUAAUUGUAAAUC
Messenger RNA from Drosophila virilis, 3295 nucleotides. Its product is annotated as peritrophin-44. Lineage: Eukaryota; Metazoa; Arthropoda; Insecta; Diptera; Drosophilidae. The record is from RefSeq and is a predicted model, not a curated record. Gene Ontology annotation, cellular component: extracellular region. Gene Ontology annotation, molecular function: chitin binding.